Molecule: messenger RNA, 477 nt
Organism: Mesitornis unicolor (brown roatelo)
Lineage: Eukaryota; Metazoa; Chordata; Aves; Mesitornithiformes; Mesitornithidae
Gene: DBI
Product: diazepam binding inhibitor (GABA receptor modulator, acyl-CoA binding protein)
Exons: 3
Biological process (GO): fatty acid metabolic process
Molecular function (GO): fatty-acyl-CoA binding
Source: RefSeq, a predicted model, not a curated record
GCCGCGUUUCAGAAAGCCGCCGAGGAGGUAAAGCAGCUCAGGUCCCAGCCUACGGACCAGGAGAUGCUCGAUAUCUACAGCCACUACAAGCAGGUCACGGUGGGCGAUGUGAACACGGACCGCCCUGGUAUGCUGGACUUCAAAGGCAAAGCAAAGUGGGAUGCCUGGAACGCAUUGAAAGGAAUGUCCAAAGAAGACGCAAUGAAAGCUUACAUAGCAAAAGUGGAAGAACUAAAAGGCAAAUAUGGCAUCUGAGGACUGGAUGUAGCAGCCACUUGCACAUCUGAAACAUGCCUUAUUUCUAAUACUGUAGAGAACUGGUUUCUGAAGAUAAUUUUAAAUACAGAGUAUGUUAUAGUCAGUUCUCCUCAUGCCUGUAGUUCAGGGGAGGGUGUGUACCUGUCUAAUGUACUAACGCAUUAUAAAUUCCUUCUGGGAACAAAAUCUGGAUCUCAUUAAAGUGCAUUUGGUACUUUA